This is a messenger RNA of Hydatigera taeniaeformis, 552 nucleotides long. NCBI's taxonomy places the organism in Eukaryota, Metazoa, Platyhelminthes, Cestoda, Cyclophyllidea, Taeniidae. The record is from the annotation of a GenBank genome assembly.
AUGCAGAGGGCACGGAAUGGAGGUCGCAUGCCUCCUCUACCGCCUGGAUCAGAGCAACUAGAGGGCGUGAGACUCCUCCAUUGGCUAGUCAGCACCCGUCUUAUAACAAAAGACGCAAUAGAGUUGGCGACUCCUACCUCGCUGACGACGGCAGAAGGUGAGGUGGACCAACGCGAGACCAUUGAGGCUGCUGCAGUGUUGCCACUCGUUACUGCCCUUCUCUCAGUUAGUUUAAAUCCCUUCGUGGCCACUCGGCUCCUCUCUCUCCUCGAGGCUGCCACUGCUAUUGCUUGCAACGGUACUGAGGGCGGUGGAUGGUGGAGCGGGUCGGGAGCUCUUCCACGCCUUUUCGACGCAGUAGAGGCUCACCUCCGUGUGCGAUUGGCGGAUCGAGACCUCACUAACAGUCCCGUCUAUCAGCCCACCACUUCGGUUGACUGGCCCCUGUUGCAGGCAUUAUUUCAAGUCAAUCUUCUGCCUUUUAUGCUGACUGCGAAUCUGCAGCUUCUUAUUGAAGUAAGAAUGCUCUCUUUACUUCCAGUAUUAUCGUAA